Rattus norvegicus (Norway rat) is the source of this 7638-nucleotide messenger RNA. RefSeq names its product magnesium transporter MRS2 (gene Mrs2). Gene Ontology annotation, cellular component: mitochondrion; mitochondrial inner membrane. Lineage: Eukaryota; Metazoa; Chordata; Mammalia; Rodentia; Muridae. Gene Ontology annotation, molecular function: magnesium ion transmembrane transporter activity. The record is from RefSeq and is a predicted model, not a curated record. Gene Ontology annotation, biological process: mitochondrial magnesium ion transmembrane transport.
CGCAGGCGCGGAACUGCUUGCGCAGGCGCGGUGCGCGGUUGUCGCGGUGUACUGAUCUACCCGAGUUCCCGGCAUGCCGGGCCGGCGUCUUAUUGCGGCUUCCCGAUUGCCCGCGCGCCAUGGAGUGCCUGCGCUACCUGCCCAGGCUACUGCCCCGCGCCGCGCAGUCCCGGAGCGCUCUGUGUAUGGCGGCGGUGCGCCUGAGCCUCGCUGCCUGCUGUGGCCGCGCGACCCCGCUGACCUCCGGGAGCCAGAAGGCGCCGAGCACACCCCGCACUGCAGGUGAUGUGUACCGGUUUAGAACCUCUGAUGCCUCUCAAGCUACUUUAGCCAGCGUGGCCCAGGUGUUUGCUGUGACAAAGUUUGACAAAGAAGGAAACGUUACCUCUUUUGAGAGGAAGAAAACUGAACUAUACCAUGAGUUAGCACUCCAGGCCAGAGACUUGAGGUUUCAGCACGUAAUGAGCAUCACUACCAGAAACAACAGGAUCAUCAUGAGGAUGGAGUACUUGAAGGCUGUGAUAACUCCAGAGUAUCUUCUGAUACUAGAUUAUCGGAAUUUAAACUUGGAGCACUGGCUGUUCCGGGAACUGCCAUCACAGCUGGCUGGAGAAGGUCAGCUCGUUACGUACCCGUUACCGUUUGAGUUCAGAGCUAUUGAAGCACUCCUGCAGUACUGGAUCAACACCCUUCAGGGGAAACUAAGCAUCCUGCAGCCACUGAUCCUGGAGACCCUGGAUGCAUUAGUGGACCCCAAGCACUCUUCUGUUGACAGAAGCAAACUGCAUGUCCUACUCCAAAACGGCAAAAGUCUCUCUGAGUUAGAAACAGACAUUAAAAUCUUCAAAGAGUCAAUUUUGGAGCUCUUGGAUGAGGAGGAGAUGCUGGAAGAACUCUGUUUAACCAAGUGGAGUGACCCGCAUGUCUUUGAGCAGAGCAGCACUGGGAUUGACCACGCAGAGGAGAUGGAGCUGCUGCUGGAAAACUACUACCGACUGGCUGACGACCUCUCCAAUGAGGCUCGGGAGCUUCGGGUCCUGAUUGAUGAUUCACAGAGCAUUAUCUUCAUCAAUCUAGAUAGCCAUCGCAAUGUGAUGAUGAGGUUAAACCUCCAGCUGACCAUGGGUACCUUCUCGCUUUCACUCUUUGGACUGAUGGGAGUUGCUUUUGGCAUGAAUUUGGAAUCUUCCCUUGAAGAGGAUCAUCGUGUGUUUUGGCUGAUUACAGGAAUUAUGUUUAUGGGAAGUGGCCUCAUCUGGAGGAGGUUGCUUUCGUUCCUUGGAAGACAGCUGGAAGCUCCUUUGCCCCCUGUGGUAUGGACUUGGGGCUCACAGCAACACUGCUGGGCUCUCUUAAUCCUGGGCAUAGAGUCAGGCAGCCUGGGUUUCAGUGGCCAUAGGCUUUGUGACCCUGUGCAAGUUCUCCUUCCUUUCCCUUCUGCUAAUCCAGUCUGCACUGUGUGCUUUAAAUGAUGUAGACAGUUAAGUGAGGUGAGAUGCUCACAGUGAAUCAGUUGGUUUCUGUAAACACUGGCAGGAAUCAUAUGUUGAGACAGAUGCUCGUCACUCUGCAGGGCUUUGCCGUAGCUGUGCUGAAAUGCUGCGCUGUGUGCUCUCAUGAGCGUGGGAGCCACCCCUCCUUCCCUCCCUUGUCUGUGGAGUCAGCGCUGCUGGAGGAAGUGCACAGGCACUGACCUGCAUGGUACCCACUUACCAUCUGGUUAGUGGCUUCUAAGAAAGACACACACUGAAACUCUUUUCCUGCUUUAUUUAGAUGGCCUCCUUGCCUAAAAAGACCCUUCUGGCAGAUAGAAGGAUGGAUGUGAAAAACAGCCUCAGGCCGGAAGGACUUGGAGCAGGCAGGACUAUCCUGGCAAGCCGAUAGCAGCAGCCUGGCAGACAAGGAUUUUUAUUCUUCUGAAGCUAUUAUCACUUUCUGGGGGAAAACGACAACUGGUGUUUAAAUUAUGAAUGACUAAAAAUACUGUGGCAUUCACAGUACUAAACUUGAUCGCAUCUUCAGAAUUCUUUGAGACAGUGCUUUCUUUGUAAAAGGCCCAAACCCUAUGUCCUACCAACUUUGAAUACUGUUUAUGGGCAUUUUAAAGUAUCGAUUUAUGUACUGUGAGUAGACUUAUCUAGAUCAGUGCCACUAUACAUAUGGAGGAGUGUAGCUUUGUGCUGACUGCUCAGGGACUCAGCAGAGCCCGUGGCCCCGCACAGAGACUCACAGUCCCGUCAGUCUCGCUCAGGGAGGAAGGCUGGUGGAUCACUUAGCCUUUUGACAAAUUCUGCAAUGUCAGUCCUUGGUGGAACUUUACUUCCAGGUAUUUGCUUUCUUUUAUAUAUGAUGAAUAAAAAAGAGGUAUAAUUUAAUGUCAGCAUACUUGGAUUCCAAUUAAGCAAUAUUGUUACUAUUUUUUGAUUAAUUAUAAAUAGAACUAUGGAAAGUUAAGUUUAAAGUGUUUAUUCUCUUACAAUUUUAUAGAUGUUUUGAUCAUUGCCUGAUUUAAGAGAUUGUCAUGCUACCCCCUCCCCAAGAGAAAAUGUAUACAGCCAGCUAAUGUGUUUGCCUUCCUCUCAAAGGUUAACACAUGUGUUUGUCAAACAAGAACAUAGCUAAUGUAAGAAUGGUGGAAACGCUGCCUUCCCAAUCAGAAGCUCUCGUUUAAAAUAAAUGGCAAGGCAGGACAUGGUUGGUCCCCCACCUGUACUUCUAGUCCUUGAGAGGCUGCAGCAGGAAGGUUAGGAAGAGUUUGAGGCCAGCCUGGGCUACAGAGUAUGUUCUAGGCCAGUGACUGUUGCAGAGUGAGGUCCAGCCCACCUGGACUAUAAAACACCAGAGGAAGUGGGGCUUCGAGUGCCGCUCGCUUGCUUGCUUGCCCAGCAUGAACAAAGCUGUGGGAUCAGCCCUCUAACUGCAUGGUGAAGAGUCAAAUUGCUGAUACCAUUCAGCCUGCCUUUGUGUGUUUUCAGGAUUCAUACAGUUGUGUGCUAAAACAUUACAAUAACCAAAAAGUGUGCUUCCCAAAGUAGUGCGCUUGUAAGACUGUAGUAAGGCCAGAGCAACUCUUAGCCUACAGUGUAGGAAUAACGAAGAAGUGUGCCCACCCCAGACUGUGGGUGUCCCACAGGAUUACUGGGCACUUAAGUGAUGGAAGUAAAAAUGUUACUCCAGCAGAAAACAGGUUACAAGUGAGCUCCCCUCCUGUGUGGGGCUGUGGAAAGCUGGUCUAGCACUGAACUGGCCUGGUGUCCCAGCCAUGAAAGACUCUUUCAUGGCUCUGAGUGAGAUGCUGGAAUGUGACUGUGAAAACUGUGACAGCUGAACCCUUUGACAGCAUCCAGGAUCGUCUCUGAUGAUGCCCAGAUUUCACAUCCCUCUUCAGCACACCCGAGAGCACCCCACUGCUGUGACCGGUCUUACACUGUGAUGUCUUAGGCUUUGCUCAGCUAAGAUCCAUGAAAAAUUGAAGUCCACUUGAUCCCAGGUCGGACAGGGCUGAAUCUCAUUUUUCCUUGUAGUGUUAGUUUAUGAGCUCAAAUAAAGUUUUGAUUAGUCGUGUCCCUCUUAGCAGAGGGACAAAAUGUAAUUACUUCGCCUUAGAUAAAAGGACGGAACUGGCAGUUUGUAAAGUUUUUAAAGGCGGUUAGGUCAGGUAGGGUUUGAGUGAUACUGUUUCUUAAAGGAAAUAUAGAAUAUCAAAUACUGAGUUUUUGUAUAAAGAUAUAUAAAUGCAUAAAGAUGGAAAACCAAUAUAUAAAUGUCUGUUGGUGUCUUGAGGUAAAGAUCACAAAGAUUAUCACCAGGCUGUUUAGCUGAGUCACUUAAGCAUUGUAGAGCUGAUUCUUAGAACCAGUCAGUGCUUGGAGGAGGAGAUGUUAAUCCACCUGUUGAGGACGAUGUGCAGACUGCUUAUAUUUUCUCUGUAUCAGGUUUUUCUAUGUUCUUUAGGUUGGCCUUUAAAGGGGGGUGGGCUUUAAUUUCUCACAGAGGAGUCAAUAUAUGAAGGAUCCUGCUUACCUGAAGUUAUGUUUGGAUUUCUGUAAGCUUUAAGCUUCCUUUACCUGAUGCCUGUUACGUGCUAUGCUCAGACAUUGAGUGAAAGACAAAUCCUGUGGCCAAGGCAGCCAUGUAUAGACAGGCCCUCAUCCAUCUAUUACAGAGCAAAGUCACUGGCACAUUGUGGCUAGUGAGAGCAUCUGCAGGGGUUGGGGGAGCUCCUUCCCGAUGUGCAGGAGGCCCUGGGGUUAGCCUUGCCAUUUGCCCCUUCUGCUGCCUGUGUUCUUCAGAUAGGUUGGACCACUAAUUAAACCAAAUGUCCCUUUGUGCUUCCUGCUGUGCCUUAUGGGGCUGUACAGUGCUUCAGCUAGUCUGGAGCAUGUCCGUCUGUGUGACGAUGAGCAGAGAGGCUGUGUCUUCUGGGGUAUUUGUGUCUGUCCUGCCCCUCUUUCUCCUCCCUUGUGAGCCAUUUCAGUGGAGUUGAUUCUCCUUGGCCUCUUCCUCAUUCUCUCUGCAGAGUCUCUGAGUGGGACCUGUCACUGUCACCAUUUCCCUUACCAUUUGUAUUGUUCCUAGGAUCAGAGGGAAUAUUAUCUCCCUUGGCUGACAGAGAACCAGCUGGUCACUGUUUGCAGGUUUAUGUGCUGGCAAAUUUCUCCUGAAGUCACAAUGUAGGGCUGGUAUACAGAAGCUACCCAAGAAUAAGUGACGCCAAAGCCUACUUCCCACUGACCCUUUGCUGGUCCCUUAUGGUCACCCUGGGCUCAGGCCACACCACUCCUUUCCGCUCUGUUGAUGCAGCUUGCAGCCUAGCACAGCAAAGCCCUGCCACCACUCUGUAAGACUCAAAACCACAGUGGUGAGAUUGACCGCCUGUCAAAAUGGUAGCUUCACAGAUUUGUGAGUGAGACCGAUCAUCAAACCCUAGUUUCUUUUUUUUUUUUUUUUUUUUUUUUGGUUCUUUUUUUUUUUUUUUUUUUUUUUUUUCCGGAGCUGGGGACCGAACCCACGGCCUUGCGCUUCCUAGGCAAGCGCUCUACCACUGAGCUAAAUCCCCAACCCCCAAACCCUAGUUUCUGUAGUUAUCCUUCACUGUAUAAAAUGUGAGCACAGACAUCCAAGUGAGGAGGGACCAGUGUGCAACCUUCCCUACAAAAUAUAUGACAAAAUACCCAAGAUAACAGCCUAAAAAGAGGAAAUGUUUAUUUUGGCUCAGUUUCAGCCAAGUCAGCUCCAGGGUGCUUGGCCCUUUGCUUUGGGGCUGGGAAAGAAGCACUAUGUCAUGGCGGAGGAGAGCUGCUCAUUUCACAGCAACUGGCAGUGGAGAGGCAAGGAAGGACCUGGGGUCCUGAUACACCCCAGUAACAUAACUUCCUCCGACAAAGACCCACUUCAGUUCCUACCUUCUUUAAGCUAAGGGCCAAGCCUUCAACAUAGAUUUGGGGUACAUUUAAGAUCCAAAUAGGACCAGCCACCACGAAGAAGGAUUUUAUAGGAGCAAUUAUAUGGAGAAUGUUAAGAGCUAACUACACCCUUUCUACACUAGAGAGGCAGGUAAUGCCGCAGAAAAGGGGGUGGGUUGAUAAAGUCCCACGCACAGGCAGCAAGCUCAGAGGAUUCAAAAGCACUUUAGAGGGACUUGCCCUCAAAGCCUGCUGCUCCCUCUCAUCCAGUGUCCACACAGAGCUGACCGCAUUUCCGGGUAGCCUGGCUGUCCAGGAGCCCCACCUCUGUCAGGUUUCACCAGAGCUCCUCUGGAGAACUACUUUGGCCAUCAUGGAGAUGACUUGCUGAAGAGACGGGCUGAUUAGGAGAUGACAUCUUCAAUCUGAGCUGAAGCUGUAGACGUGAAGUGCCCCAGAGAGCCGGGCUCCCCAAGAACUCCUUCCAGCAGCAACGACCACUUGGUUCUGUGGAGGACACAAGACAGACAGCACUAGUGAUAUUCCCUCCAUGAGGCAGACAUCAUACUGUGCUCUGAAGUGCACAGAAGAGCAAUGCCAGCCACACCCCACAACCACAACUUGAGUCUCUCCCCCUUUGUUCAGACACCACUUUGUCAGAUCUGAUAAGUUCCAAAACCACUGUUGUGCAAGUUGACCCCAGAACCUCACUGCAGUGCAUGUGACCACAUCAAGUGGCACCUCCUAAUACCCCAAGGUCAGUCAACAAGAGAAAAUUAAUCUUUUCAAUUGACGAAGUGGUAAUUUCUUCUCCUCCCUUAUUUAUGUAAUUACUAGUCACUAAAUGUGCUUUUACUUUGGCUAUAUUCUAAGUCUUCUUUCCAUUUCCUGGCCAAAUCAUGCUCCUCCCCUAAAGUUAACCUUCCUGGCUGCUUGCCAUCUCCCUGGUCUAACCAUCGCAGGGGCUAUUUCAAGAACCAUAAGUCCUGCAUGGACAGCCACUGUCUGUAUCCCUGGGUCACUGCACGCUGAUGUCAAAGGUCUUAGCUGCAUUCUAUCCUUCCAUCUGAGCUGUAAGCAGGAGACCGGCCGUGUCACUGUUCUGUCUUCUCCACUGUCCACUGAGGUACCUCAGUUAAUGUACUGCCGAGGCUCACCAGCUGACAUGGGCAGGCUUCCUCACGAAAGUCUCCAGGCUGCCACUUCUACCAGACUCACAUCCCAGGACAGAAGCCUGCCUUGAGGGUCCUACCUCAGGUCUCAGGGAAAGGCCACCGAGCUUUAAUGCUGUCUCAAUUGUGAGCUGGGAAAGUGAGGGUGUUAAUACUGGCUCGAGUGAACUGCAAUUAGGAAAGCUAACUUGUGGGGUUGUGCACUCCAGAGUUGACUGUAAAGUACUUCCAGAUGACCUUGACCACAACUACCCUUGCUCAGUGUUCUUGACAAUGUCUGAUUUUUUGAAAGUGCAUAAAAUUGUAAGUAAAAGUCAGGUGUAUCCUUAGAGAAUCCUUCCACAAGCUUAAUAACUGCUGGUUCUUGUAGCUAACCCUGAGCUUCUAUCAGGGUUGUCUGUGUCAGUGAGGACUGCUGGCCACCAGAGGGCAGCUUCACUCUGGGUCUGCCAAGCACUUCCCAAGCCUUUACAGAUUGCUGUCUUCACCAACAGGGCUUCCCUCACUAAGGACUCCUGCUCACAUUGCUCCACGGCAGUUGUCCUAUGCUGGUCUCAUAGACCUACAUGUGUCUUCAGGAGCAGUCACCAUCCUGUCUUUGUUUAAUAGCCUAGCACAGUUCUACAAUACCAGUCCUGAGGUGAACAAACACUGUAGUGGGUUAGUGUAGUUUCCUUUGUUUUGACACAGGGUCUCACUCUAACUCAAGCUAACUUGGAACUCUUAAGUCCCAGGCUGGCCUCAAAUUCCUACCUCAGAUUCCAAGUGCUGGGAUUACAGGCAUGAGUUGCCACACCUGCCUCUUUAGUAGUAUAUAUUAAGGUAAGUUUCUUAAAUCUAUAUUAAAAUGUAAUCUUAAUGAAUGGAUCCUUUAGGAGUCCCACUGCUGUUUCUUGCCUACAAGGAUAUUUGCAUAAUUAUAUAAAAAUACAGGUACAGUAAUAUUCACUACAGUACAAUCUGCAAUAGUAAAAAAAAAUGGAAAUAACAUAAAUAUGAGAAUGUAAUUAACUGAAUCAUGGAACAUCCAAAAAUAAAGUAUUGUAUAACUGUGGGAAGUA